Molecule: messenger RNA, 1197 nt
Organism: Pyrenophora tritici-repentis Pt-1C-BFP
Lineage: Eukaryota; Fungi; Ascomycota; Dothideomycetes; Pleosporales; Pleosporaceae
Source: RefSeq, a predicted model, not a curated record
AUGGAAAACAUUGGCUUGCGAAUCGCCGAAAAUGCCGCUCUGCUCGGCCAGAUAUGUGACAAGCCUAUGCUUCCAACACGCAACGACCCAAUCGCAGUUAACGUUCUGGGAGAUAGAACUGUCAGUUUCCAAGAAGAACUAGAGAUCGUUAAUUGUGUCAACUAUCUUGCUAGUUAUAGUGAUCAUCCUGGGGAAGUCAUGGCCCUAUGUAUGGAAGAGCUGCCGAGUCAUAAAGGUCUAAUUAUAACGGUCGCAACCAACACAGGAUCUACAGUACGCUUGGAAGAUGGCCUACGAGAUAUGGCUGAUGUUCUGCAACAGCAAAACAACGACUAUGCACAAAGAGUCAACCCCGAACUGAAGCAGUCACGUCGUCAUCUAUUCAACCUUGCAGAGGAAUUCGGCUAUCUUUCUCAGCUGAGUGUAACAUCAAAUCAUGAUGAAAGCGCUGGAGCUUCCAGUGUCCGGAGCCUGGUCGCGAUUGCCAAGAUCGUAAGCAAGAUGUGGAAACGCCAUGGCGAUCUGCUUCCCAAGCUUAUUGCCAGCGUGCCAAACUUCGAUAUGGAUCCAUUACGCCGACUGUUAAGCUUUGCUGGAAGAUUCAGAGUCUUUGGAUCUAUACAGAUACUUCCAAUUCACUUCAAGCCGUACGAUCUGUCUAUUGCCCUGGAUCGUCAUAGAUCGGACCUCCAGCAACAACGUUUACAAGCGGUGACUCAGAGUUUAAGAGUGACGAACGCUUGGCAACAGAAGUUAGGAGAUGCAAAGAUUAAUGAGGGCGCUCCAUCACAACCAGAGCCACUCCAAUCUGCAGAUGAAACUGGCAAGCCUUUCACAUGCGUCUUCGACGAAACCGAGCCCUAUUUACGCUUUCAUACACCCAAAAUCCAUGUGGAAAUAUCCCACGAGGAAGCGCAAAGACUAGCUGAUAUAAACCCACCAUCCAAUCAUGAAAAGAUGUUGGUAGCAAUCACCAUCGAGGUCACUUGGCUUGGAAGUGAUGAGAGUAACGAAAUGACGACACCCAAGGAUCAUUCCAUCAACCUUGACUCUAGGUGGACCGAACUCACAGCCGUGGACGGCAUUUUGUUUACAGAUGAAGGCCUACUCAUGAGGAAAGGGGACGACAUUGUCAGAGUACGCGCACUCCAUGUUGACUCGCACCAAGGCGAACGGAAAGACAGUUUACAUGAUUAA